Messenger RNA from Blastocystis hominis, 1959 nucleotides. RefSeq lists its product as hypothetical. The coding region runs from base 55 to 1959 and encodes 634 amino acids. Gene Ontology annotation, molecular function: protein binding. Gene Ontology annotation, cellular component: commitment complex; U2-type prespliceosome; U1 snRNP. The record is from RefSeq and is a predicted model, not a curated record. The transcript has 12 exons. NCBI's taxonomy places the organism in Eukaryota, Bigyra, Opalinata, Blastocystidae. Gene Ontology annotation, biological process: RNA processing; mRNA 5'-splice site recognition.
CUUACUUCUAUUCCUCUUUUUUACUGGGUUGAGGUAAGUUCGUAUUAAAUCAAGAUGCCUAUCGAUCCAAACCUGCUUGCCUCAUUGGAGGGACAGAGUCCCAUAGAAACACUUUCCAAAGCCGUAGAAAAGAACCCUGAUGACUUCGACUCGUGGACGAAGCUGCUUUCAAAGCUGGACGAUCAGGAUAUUGAGACUAUGAGAAAGUACUAUGAACAGUUUUUGGGUCGUUUUCCUUUAUGUUAUGGAUAUUGGAAGAAGUAUUGCGACCAAGAAAUCAAGCGAGGAAGUUUAAAGAAACAAGAAACGAUCGAUCGAGUGAACAGCAUUUGGAGCCGAGCGGUCGCUGCUGCUCCGUACUGCGUCGAUAUGUGGAUUUACUAUAUGUCCUUCGCUUCCACCUACAUGAUAGCCGAGGCUCGCGAUCUCUUCCAAAAAGCCGUUUCUCUCGUCGGAACCGACCCCGGUGCGGGUAAACUCUGGGACUCGUACGUCAUGUACGAAUCAUCCUGCAAUUCCCCGGAAACUCUGGCCGCUCUUUACGCGCGUCUGCUGUCUACGCCGUUCAAAGACCUGGCGACGUACUGGGACCCGUACAUGGCGUUCGCGUCGCAGCAAACGGUGGAGAUUCUGGCGAGCGACGAGGAGCUGAAGACGCUGGAGACGGCGUUCGACGGUGACGAGCGAAAUAAGCUGAAGAGCGACGAGGAUCGACACAUCAUGCUGAAGAAAAUGCUGAUCGAUGCGCGGAAGGCGGUGUUCGAUAUGACGCUGGAGAAGGUCAAGGCGCGCAACGUGUUCGAUAAGAAGUUCAAGCGGCUCUAUUUCCAUUUCAAGCCCGUCAGCCAGAACGAUCUCGCGAACUGGCGCGCGUAUCUCGACUGGGAGCUCAUCAACGGAACCACUGACUCGAUCACUGUACUGUUCGAGCGCUGUCUGAUCCCGUGCGCGUACUACGAAGAGUUCUGGGUGAAGUACAUCAACUGGGCGCACAUGGCACGCGGAUUGGAGGACAGCAUGCUCAUCGCGAAUCGCUGCUUGGAGUCGUAUCUGCCGCACAGCGUGAAGAUCUUGCUGACGAAGGCGGAGCUGCUGGAGGAGGCGGGCGACGUGGAGAAGACGAAGAGCUACUGCGAGGAAAUCGUGACGAAGCGGUGUCCCGAGCUUCUGGAAGGUAUCGUGUUCUAUAUCGAGCUGCUGCUGCGCCAGCACGAUCGGGACGGUGCGGAGGAACUGAUGGAGCGGUUCAGCAACGAGGAUUACUCGGUGGAGGCGAACGGGUUCAUCGUGGUCUACAUGGCCAACUACUACUGGAAGGUCCGCAAGGAUCUCAGCAUGGCGCGCAGCGUGCUCACCAGCAACAAGGAUCGCUGCCAGAAGUCGUUGCCCUUCUGGAAGUUCUUCAUGAACUUCCUCUACUCCACCGCGGAGCAUCCUGCGGACGAACUGCUCGCGCUGCGCGGCGAUUGCAUGGGCAGCGCGCUCGAUUACGCCUCCAAGCUCGAGAUGUACCAGCUCUUCUUGCAGUACUACGCGACGAUCUGCGAGGACGUCGCGAAUAUCAAGCAGAUGAAGCUCGAUUAUUCGCUGUGGAAGCUCGCCGUGUCCGCGGAGCAGCAGGCGGAGGAGCAGCGCGCGUCGCAGAAGCGACCCAGCGAAGAGUCCGCGCAGAACACACAGACGCAGUCACAGGCAGCAACACAGACGCAGCCCAUGGUGCAGCAGCAGCAACAACAACAACAGCCUAUGAUGCAGCAGCAACAACAACAACAGCCCAUGAUGCAACAACAGCCCAUGAUGCAACAACAGCCCAUGAUGCAGAUGGGACAGGCGAUGCCUCAGCAGAUGGGAACGGUGCCUACGGACCCGAACAGUCCCGAGUAUGCUCAGUACUAUUAUCAGUAUUACCAGUAUUAUGGAAUGAAUUAUGGAGCGCAGCAGCCCGUUCCCCAAAAGUAG